Molecule: messenger RNA, 1491 nt
Organism: Linum tenue
Lineage: Eukaryota; Viridiplantae; Streptophyta; Magnoliopsida; Malpighiales; Linaceae
Source: the annotation of a GenBank genome assembly
AUGGAAAGCGCAAAGGGGAGCUGUGUACUGUCGAAGAUGGCGACGAACGAGAGGCACGGCGAGAACUCGCCCUACUUCGACGGCUGGAAGGCCUACGACGCCUACCCGUUCCACCCCACCGACCGCCCCGACGGCGUCAUUCAAAUGGGUUUAGCCGAGAAUCAGCUUUGCGUUGAUUUGAUUCGAGAUUGGAUCGAGAAGAACCCGCAGGCUUCCAUUUGUACCCCGGAGGGACUUCACAUGUUCAAGGAUGUGGCCCUCUUUCAGGAUUAUCACGGCCUCCCGCGCUUCAGACAGGCGGUUGCGAAGUUCAUGGAGCGAGGGAGGGGGAAUAAGGUGAGGUUCGAUCCUGAGAGGAUCGUGAUGGGCGGCGGCGCGACGGGAGCCAACGAGCUCAUCACCUUCUGCCUCGCUGACGAGGGCGACGCUUUUCUCGUUCCCUCCCCAUAUUACCCAGCGUUCGACCGUGACUUGGGUUGGAGAACCAAGGUCCAGAUAAUCCCGGUCCACUGCAACAGCUCCACCAACUUCCAAAUCACAAGACCCGCCCUCGAAACCGCCUACGACCAAGCCACCCGAACCGGCUCGACCGUCAAGGGUCUGGUCAUCGCCAACCCAUCCAACCCGCUCGGCACGUGCCUCGACCGCACCACCCUCGAGUCCCUCGUCGCCUUCGCCACCGAGAAGCGCAUCCACCUCGUCGCCGACGAGAUCUACGCCGCCACCGUCUUCCACCCAACCACCUCCACCCAAUUCGUCAGCGUGGCCGAGGUUGUCCGCGACAACGCGGCCGACCCGGCCCGCUGCGACCCGGACCUGAUCCACAUCGUCUACAGCCUGUCCAAAGACAUGGGCCUCCCCGGGCUGCGCGCCGGCGUCGUCUACUCCUACAACGACGCCGUAGUGAGGUGCGGGCGCAGGAUGUCGAGCUUCGGGCUGGUGUCGUCCCAGACGCAGCACCUCCUGGCCGCCAUGCUGUCGGACGAGGAUUUCGUGGGGCGGUUCCUUCUGGAAAGUUCCAGAAGGUUGGGCGAGCGGCACGGAAGGUUCGUGACCGGGCUGGACCGGGUCGGGAUCCGGUGCCUCGAGAGCUGUGCGGGUCUUUUCGUGUGGAUGGAUCUGAGGCAUCUGCUGAAGGAGGCGAGUUAUGAAGGCGAGUUGGCGCUUUGGCGCGUGAUUGUGAACGAGGUGAAGCUGAAUGUCUCGCCCGGGGUUUCGUUCCACUGCGUCGAACCGGGUUGGUUCCGGGUCUGUUUCGCGAAUAUGGAUGAGGGGACCAUGGAAGUCGCGCUGCAGAGGAUCCGCGCCUUUAUUCAAGGGAAGGCCGCUGCUGAGAAUAAUGUUGUUGUGGUUAUGAAGCCGCCGGGGAAGAAGCGGUGGCAGAAGGAUCUGAGGUUGAGCUUCAAGACGGUGCGGAGGUCGGAAGAGGGACACGUGUCGUCGCCGCAUUCUCCCAUGCCUCGUUCGCCGUUGCUGUGGGCGAGGAAUUGA